Amoebophrya sp. A25 is the source of this 349-nucleotide messenger RNA. NCBI's taxonomy places the organism in Eukaryota, Dinophyceae, Syndiniales, Amoebophryaceae. The record is from the annotation of a GenBank genome assembly.
UGAAGAGCAAGGCUAUAUAUUAUGCGGUUGUGGUAAGAUCUAUGACGUGGUGAAAUGCAGCAUCUCUAGGCUCACAGCGUCUCCGCUACAACAUAACGAAGAUGUCGGUUCUUCUUGUGCGUAACAAUGCUAUUCAUCGUGCCUGCCUCUGCCAUCUUCACGAUUUUGGCGUCGGUUCUUAUAAUGGAGAAAAUUCAACGAAGGACUGCAAAAAUCCGGACAAAGUUCAAUCCUGCCGGGCAUGAUACGAAUCCGCAGAACACUCGCCGCCUACUGCGCUCGCUUCGGGAAAACCUUCCCCCAAUUGCGAGCCAAGAACCUCGGGCGCCCUCCAAAUCCCCGCGCCCCU